GUCUCUGAGGAGGAGGAGGAGGAGGGAGGUUGUCCAGGAGUGGGGUGCUGCUGAUGGAUCACUCUGUGGGAAAGGGCAGGGACCAAGGCCCAGAGCAGCACCGCGCCAAGGUUUGCCGCCAGGUCACUCUCGAGUCUUUAAAGAGAGUUGUGGUGAUUGAAGAUAUUAACAGAUACAAGGCUAUUUUGGAACUGCCUAGUCAAACAAAGGAAAACUUAAUGGAAGCAUUAAAUGAAUUAAAGAAGAAAAUACCUUCACAAGAAGUAUUGCUCUCAACUAAAAUAGGGCACACAGUAAACAAGAUGCGUAAAAAUUCGGACCCUGAGGUGGCCAUGCUUGCUCAGUCCAUUUACACAACGUGGAAAACUUUCAUGAAAGAAAAUAGAAAUAAACAAUCCAUUGAGGUGCGAUGUGAUCCUAAAACAGAGAGUCUUAGGAGUAAUGCUCGAAAACUGUUAUCUGAAGCCUUGGAACUGAAGAAUGAUGACCUGCUGAUUGAAAAUAUAGAGCGAGAGAUUUUUCAUCAGUGUUCUCGUUUGAUCAACAUCCCCUACGGACGGACAGUUCGAACUCUGGUCUUUACUUUAAAACAGAAGUCUGAAGUCCGAGAACAAGUUAAAACCUACAGACUGCCAGUGAAGCAGCUCAUUGAAAACCACAAGAAAUGAUUCAUUCUGGGUUGUUAAAGAAUUAUGCAUAAACUUAAAAAUUGUGAACUUUUUAAACUGUGGCCUUUUUUAUUUAAAUCAUAAGAAUAUGAAUAUGUCAAAUGUGUGAUCUUUAUUAAUAAAU
Molecule: messenger RNA, 792 nt
Organism: Hemiscyllium ocellatum (epaulette shark)
Lineage: Eukaryota; Metazoa; Chordata; Chondrichthyes; Orectolobiformes; Hemiscylliidae
Gene: tceanc2
Product: transcription elongation factor A (SII) N-terminal and central domain containing 2
Exons: 4
Coding region: 54-668 (204 amino acids)
Biological process (GO): DNA-templated transcription
Cellular component (GO): nucleus
Source: RefSeq, a predicted model, not a curated record